Laccaria bicolor S238N-H82 is the source of this 1016-nucleotide messenger RNA. RefSeq lists its product as uncharacterized. NCBI's taxonomy places the organism in Eukaryota, Fungi, Basidiomycota, Agaricomycetes, Agaricales, Hydnangiaceae. The transcript is spliced from 5 exons. Bases 35 to 892 code for a protein of 285 amino acids. The record is from RefSeq and is a predicted model, not a curated record.
CCUCCUCAACACUCAACGCCAGGACCUCCUAAGGAUGCUCUCCGCUCUUCGCACCAUGCGCUUAAACGCGCGACUUGUAUCGCCCCUUUCGAGGUCUACAGUGCUCUCGUUGGCAUCGCGCUCUGCCCGCGUGUCACCGCGUUUCUUCAUGACUUCAACGGCCGUACGGGAACCUGCAGCUACCGAAAAGUCCAAAUCAAAGGUUGCCGCGAAGAAAACUCCCGCGAAGAAGAAAAAACCUGCUGCCAAAACGAAGAAAGUUGCUGACAAGGAAGCUGCUACAAAGAAGAGAGCCCUUGUGCAAAAGAAGAGGCUCGCUGAGAAGGCCAAGCAGGCCAAGGCCCUCAUUCCCAGGAAUAGGAUUUUCCCUGUCACCAGGGAAAUGUUCCCUCCCAAGCAGCUUCCAGGAGCGUUUAUUCGCUAUAUGGUAGCGGAGAAUGCCACGAGCCCCAAAAUAACCACCGUUAAGGACGGGCAGGCCAGGAUUGCUGAACUAGCAGCGAAAUGGAGAAGUCUCCCUGAGGAAGAGAAAGCGACUUAUAGAGCUUCCAAGGAGGAAUUGGCGGCUCAUCGCGCUGCUAAGAAAGAGUGGGAGGAUAAGACACCUGCUGAUAUUCAAUGGGCUUUCAAGAACAGGGGUAGGGCUAAAGGGUCGGGUAAAGUUCACAUUCGAGUCAUCGACGAAAAGAGGAAGUAUAAUGCGUAUAUCCUCUUCUUCAAACAUUAUCAUGCGACAGAGUAUGUGACGUACAAGGAUGCCGGUAACGCCAUUCAGUUUGGAGCUGAGGUUGCCAAAGCCUGGCAUGCCUUGUCAGAAGAAGAACGAGAGGCCUGGCGUCAGAAGUCGGUUGUUGCUAAAGCUGAUUGGGAGGCUCGACAUGCCGCUGCCUAAUUAUGAGGAAACACACCGACAGGCCCUUACUUUACUUUGAAGAGAUUGGUUCAACGUUCUUUACAGAAAUACCACUUGUACAUAAUUUGACAGAACUCCCCCCUCUAUCUACUCCUGAGUUAAA